CUGAUGUCCCUUCGUCUCAAUUUUGUCGCGAAGACCCUAGUUGAGAACCAAGCGCUGUUGUUUUUGACAGUCCACGCUAGGGUAACACAGAUCAGUGUCCUAUCAAGAAUUAUUACUUACUCUCGCGAAGGACGCGAGGGGACGGAAGUCUCGGGGCAACAGUUUGGCCCUCUGUGAGGGGUUGGCCCAGGGCUCCUGCGAGAUACCCAACAGCGCGGGAUUCAGCUCAAGUGACCUGCCUAUUACAUCAUAUGAUGCGGGAGACGCGGAAUGGUGUGGACUUGGCGGGAGGCCUCAAAACUUUAGCCCUUUGAACGAGGCAAUAUUCCGUGCGUAUUCCCAGCGAAGCUUCCGCGAAAGGCCUGCCUCGCCUUCGUGACAUCACGCUUAGAUACGUUCGCGCUAAGGCGUGAACGCGGAAGCUGGACGGUCGAGCACCGUCAGAGGCUCUGCAUUCUGUCAGCUGGGCCUUUCAGCCGAAGAUGGGCGAGCGGGGAGAUAUAGAGGCGUACACUCGCAUGGAUCGACGCCAAGCGCUGUUGGAGGUGGUUCGGCUAGCUUUUGAGGAGGCUGGCCUCGGGCUCAGCGGCUCACGGGACGACGACAUCACCUCAGCGGAGGCCGAAGGGCCGCUGCCAACUGUCGGGGCACGACACAGUAGUAGGUGGCGGAGCAAGGAAGAAAAGCUGGCGCCACCGCCACCCGCUCCGGCGCCGCCGCACCGACCAGCAACCGGCAGCAGCUCUCGCCUGGUGCCUGGCGGCCCAUGCAACUGGUGUGGCGUUACCGCGACACCGCAGUGGCGGCGGCCGCGCGGCACCAACAAGCUUCUGUGCAAUGCCUGUGGCAUAUUCUUCACCCGCUACGGCCGACUGCCGGAGCGCUCCCAGGCUCACCCACCGCCAGUCACAGUCGCGAUGCCGGUGACAGUGGACAAGCUGCCAGGCGCCGGCGUCGCGGCGAAUACGGCCGCCGACAGCUCCGCGCACAGCACAGAGGAGCAGCCGGCUGUACACCGCGCCCCGCCACUGGAGCAUGAGGCGCACACCGCUGGCGGCGCCGCCAACGACGACGCGGCCGAAGCUGCCGCCGCCGGCGCCACGGCGCCAACGUCCUCGUCGUCUCCCGUCGGCUGCAGCCCGCUUAAACGCAAGGACGCGCCGCAGGCUGAGGCGGAGCUCUUGAAGUGUAUGGAGGAGUCAGCCGCUGACAGCGCCGCCGCUGCGGCGGCAGCCGCCGCAGCAGUGGCGGCGGCCACAGCCGCAGCCGCCGCGAGACCGGCGGGAACGCCACAGCAGCAGCAGCAGCAGCAGCAGCUGCUGCCGUCCAUGCUGCUGUCACACUUUGGUCAUGGUGCGUUCCUGCUGCCGGCUCACGCUGCAGCCCAGCACUUCCUGCAGCAGAUGGGCGUGGCAGCAGCAGCAGCAGCCCCACCCAUUGCGCGGACGGCGUCCGCUGCUGCUGCCGGUGCACCGGCACCAGAUGCUUCCGGUGCUGAGGCCGCGGCGACAGCAGCGGCGGCAGCGGCAGGGCAAGAGGCGGGCUCUGCGGCUGCGGCCGCGGCGGCAGCUGCGGCGGCAGCGGCGCACCUGAUGCAACCAGAGCACCUGCAGCUGCUGUUGCAGCAGCAGCAGCAGCAGCAGCAGCAGCAGCAGCAACAGCAGCCCAGCUUGGCAGUGGCGCCGCUAGACCUUGGCUUGGCGUUUGCAAGUAGCCUGGCCAUGCACGCCGGCCUACAGCCGCACCCGCAUCCCCUGCACCAGCCCUACCUGUUGCAGCAGCAGCUGGUAGGGCUGGCGCCAUUGCCGCCGCACCUUUGUCUUAGCUCGGCAGCCGCCUCUGCAGCUGCAGCCGCAGCAGCCUCAAGCACGAAUGGCGCGACCACUGGCGCACCAGCAGCGGCAGGAGUAUCGGCCGCGCCAGGGGCCGCAAGCGGAGUGCCGCCGCUCUCCGGGCCCGCGCCGCGUGCCAUGCUCCCACCCGACUUCUUAGGCCGCCCCUUCUCCUUGUCCGCAAACCUCCUCCCGGGCGGCCUGCCGCCGUUCCUUGACCAGGCUACGGCAACGGCGGCGGCAGCCAGCGCGUCGGCGGCGAUAGCGGCGCCCUCCGCCGCGGCGGCGCCGCGGCCGGUAUAUGCGCGCGCCGCGAAGCGGCAUGAACGCCUUCCCGCCGGCGACUCGGACGACAGCAACGUGAGCACGGACUCGCGCGCAACGCACGGCGACGCUGGCGGCCUGUCGCAUGACGAGGACGACGGCGGCACCGCCACCACCGCCACCACCACCACACUCAGCACCACCGCCAACACCACGGUGUCCGCCCUCGGCCUGUCCUGCUCACCGCCCGCGCUGCCCGGGCUGCACUUCUCGCACGCGCUCUUCAGCAGACCGCCAGCCAGCGUGGGUGUCGGCGGCGCGGCGGUGGCGGCGCUGCCGCUGCUAUCGGGCCUGUCGUUGCAGGGAGCGGCGGCCGCGGCGGCUGCGGGCGGGGGAGCACGCGCUCCCGUCAGCCUGGGCAGCAGCGUUGGCAGCGGCACAGGCGCUCACGACAGCGGCAGUGGCAACGACGGCGCCGGCAGCAGCAGCUCGGCGGGCGUCACCGCUGCGGCCGUUGCGGCGGCGGUGUCCGCGUCCGCAAGCGCGUCGGGGAUGGCUGGGCAGCUCAAGGCGCUCAGCGGCGGCGCUGUGCCGCCCCUGACCUUCAGCGGGGCGGAGGCGGCGCUGGCCUACGGCCAGCUGCCUGGGGCGGCCCAGCCCUUCAUCCUGCUGCCCUCGAGGCGCAGCAAGGGGCCGCGCGCCGGCGGGCGCGCGUCCAGCGGCACACCUUCCAGCUCAACACAGUCGUGAGCAGGCUGCACGAGAGGUCCGAGGCGCGUGGGCAGGAGGUCUGGCUGGCCGGCGCAUGCCAUGCGUGGUGCAUGUCAGCGGGAUGGCGCGGGUCAGAGUUGGUUACCGCGACGGAGGCCGGGAAAGCACACAUCAGCAUGAAAGCACGUGCAGCGCGCAAGCAGCGCGGCGGCAGCAGCGCGGCGGCAGCAGUAGGUAGUGCGACACCUGCGCCCGCCUGGGUUCCCGCAUUGGGCCCCGGCGUUUGCUGCCGCCUAUUGGAUAGGCCGGAGGCAAGGGGAGCGGCAGGGCCAGGGCGCACACAGGCGAGAGCACACACAUGACGGCGGGCAGGCCGUGCCCUGCUGCAUCGUAUUCUUCAGAAAUUCUUCGCUGUUUAAGCAUGGUGAUAAAAACGAUGAUUGUAAUGCCGAGGUAUUACGGAGGUGCGGGAGAGACCCCCAGCUUACACCACGCUCCUGCCACCCGGCCGGUGUACUGGCCAACCCGCCGUUUGGCUCCAGUCGCUACCGUGCACCCAACGCGCCAGUUAGCGCGGGGCGUGGUAGGGCGGAGGUUUUGAGAGGCGGGCUUUGGUUUCAGGCGCGGCGUGCAUCAUUCGCUGUAAGUAUCAUGGAGCCAGGCGCCGGUGGGUUAUAUGUUUUGACGUGGCGCGUAGCGCGCGUAGGACUGCCCUUGGGGCAGGACGCGUUGGAGCACUUCUUGGCUGUUGGUGGUGGGUCGCUGUCAUAGGUGCUGUCGCGCACUAUGCAGAAUUCGCGCAUUGCAUUCACGUGGCAAGGAGGAAUACCAUCACACGCACAAUACCACAAUGCACAGCUAGGCUCGUGCACGGGAGAAAGCGAGCGAGCAACAGAAGCUUAUUUGCAGGCAUGCAGUUGGCACCCAACUGCGAUGUGUGUGUGUGUGUGUGUGUGUGUGUGUGUGUGUGUGUGUGUGUGUGUGUGUGUGUGUGUGUCGGCGUGUGUGAUGGACCGACGGGAUUUGGGAACACUUUGUCGAGGAACCGCCAGCUCCAUCAUCACACCGUGGAGGAGCGCAACACGCGCAUUGCCCUCGGCUAUCUUGCGCCGCGCCGUGGCAGCAUGGGGCGUAAGGGGGGAAGGGGGUUUGUACCAUAAUUUUGUUUGUUUGUUGUUCUUUUUGGUCUCGCCAUCCCUGCCUCCGCAUCGAGGUGCAGUUGGGGCAACAGCCUGGGCUGCACGGUGCAUUUGGGGCAGUUACAAGUGUCGGGCUGCGCGUGCCUUGAGCACAUCAGCCUCGCCCGGGUAAACAAGGACGCUCACUGUGCAGUAGCAUGUUUGGCGACCUGGCGAGGUGGGUGUGGUGCAGUGAGAGCAUGAAGCUCCAGUGCCAAGGUAGACUGUCCAAUUCGUCUUGGGUAGCUCUCGCUGUUUAGCUUCGUACCGGUAUUUACGCGCCAACCGCUAUCUUGCACCGAAGAGCUCGUUCUUUCUUUCUUUGGGCACUUGAGUACCCUAGCAUGGCGAGCAAGUAUAUUAGUAAGUCCGUGGCCUGGCGAGUAGUGGCUGAGUGGUCGCCGUGUGUGUACGUGUUUGAAACUGUCGGGGCGUGGCGAGUUCUGUGUGCUUAAGGCCGUGCUGCGAUGUUGAGUUGCGCGCCGUGGGUGCAAAAGGAACCCCUAGUGCGGGCGGAGAGGGAGUAAGACCUCCGGCCGCUGUAAACGCACCCAUGCGCACAUGCACGCGCAGCCUAAACGCUGCGCUGGGGUAUCGAGCGGGUGGAUGAAGAGUAUCAUUGUGGGUGAUCUAGUUUAGUUCCUGUAGUUCCAUUGCUGUAAAUUACUUGAAUGCUGUUGCCGGAUGGUCAGAGGGUGUCGAUUGUCAGACAUGUGUGAGUCUGGGUGCGUGCGUGCAAAUCUGCUCUCUCCCUUGCCUCUGAAGGUGAACAUGUAUGUGCGUUAGACGUUGUACAACAGGUCAGUAGUAUGAGCGUGUUUGUGUUCAGGCAGCUAGGCACUGUCACGGCAGUAGCUGCGUUUGCAGGCAGUAGCUACGUUGCAGGGAAGACCGUCGCUGGGUCAUUGCCGCGAGCAAGCAAAGCCCAGGGCGUGGUAAGGCGCUGCCAAGUGUUUGGGAACAAAGAGGAGGGCGAGGAGGAGCCCGGCCGUCUUGUGCGUGCGUGUGGAGGGGGUGUGCGCCGCGAGGAGUGCGUGCGUGUUUGGGCGAUCGAGGCCCGCCCCAUGGUUCUCAUGGAAGAAAGCAGUCGUGGAUGUGUAACAUGCAAAUGAC
Chlamydomonas reinhardtii is the source of this 5098-nucleotide messenger RNA. RefSeq lists its product as uncharacterized. The transcript has 6 exons. Gene Ontology annotation, biological process: regulation of DNA-templated transcription. The record is from RefSeq and is a predicted model, not a curated record. Bases 483 to 2846 code for a protein of 787 amino acids. Lineage: Eukaryota; Viridiplantae; Chlorophyta; Chlorophyceae; Chlamydomonadales; Chlamydomonadaceae. Gene Ontology annotation, molecular function: zinc ion binding; sequence-specific DNA binding.